Molecule: messenger RNA, 468 nt
Organism: Symbiodinium pilosum
Lineage: Eukaryota; Dinophyceae; Suessiales; Symbiodiniaceae
Source: the annotation of a GenBank genome assembly
AUGGAGGCAGGCAUCUUCAUAGGACUUGAAGCGCUCCUCGUCGACAGCCCCAAGUACCGUAUCUACAAGGCGAUUCCCUGGAAUGCUGACAACUGCGUUGCGGAUUUGAGCUCCCUGGGUGCGGGCGAGUACUGCAACAUCUGUCGCGAUGCCUCCAGAGGCUGUGCAGCGAUGGCAUUCAUCUCGAUCGGAUGCAGCCUGUUCAACAUCUGGACAGAUGUGCAACGGAUGCGGGCUAGGAAUGACCACAACUGCAUCAAGGCUCUUGCGAUUGUCAGCAACAUGAUAGGGGCUCUUCAAUUGCUCCUGGCAGUCUCCAUCUUCCAGCUUGCGUGCGUGGCAGAGUUCCCUCGAGAAGAUGCGCAGCAGACCUACCAGAUUGCACUCAGCAUGGGCAAGGGCGGUGCCCUCAUCGCCAGCGCAUGCUGCAUCAACGUGUUCAACAUUUUGAUGCACUGGUGCAUUCCG